Messenger RNA from Coccinella septempunctata (seven-spotted ladybird), 1492 nucleotides. Its product is annotated as protein preli-like. Bases 275 to 907 code for a protein of 210 amino acids. Gene Ontology annotation, biological process: phospholipid transport. The record is from RefSeq and is a predicted model, not a curated record. NCBI's taxonomy places the organism in Eukaryota, Metazoa, Arthropoda, Insecta, Coleoptera, Coccinellidae. Gene Ontology annotation, cellular component: mitochondrial intermembrane space. The transcript is spliced from 4 exons. Gene Ontology annotation, molecular function: phosphatidic acid transfer activity.
GACUUUCAUCGCAUCAUCGUAUUCUUUGUGUGACAGAAUUAUCAUCACGUUGUGUGUCAGUCGAAGUGAUGUUCAGUUAAAUUUUCGGCACGUUUCAAAUAAAAAUAUCCUGACGAUGAAAGAAUCCGUCAGUAAUAGUUUCGUUUCGAAUUGAUUCAACAUUUCCGUGCCAUGGAAAUCAUAUUUAGGAGCACGUUUGAUUUAUUCCUUCCGUUGAAAAAAGUUUGAAGCAUUUAACCGUACCAUUAUUAUCUAAUAACUUGAGUGUUCAAAAAUGGUCAAAUUUUUUCAACAAACCACUACAUUUAAUUAUAGCUGGGACCAGGUUGCCCAAGGAUUUUGGAGAAGAUAUCCUAAUCCAAACAGCAAACAUGUUUUAACUGAAGAUACAGUUGAAAGGAGAAUAACUCCCGAUGGGCAAUUGGUCACUAAAAGACUGUUGAGUAAAACCAAUUCCAUUCCGAAAUGGGCUGAGAGAUUUGUACAAAAGGCCCUGGUUAACAUUAUUGAAGAAUCGAUUGUCGAUCCAAAGACGAAAACCCUAACAACAUACACAAGAAACUUAGGAUACACCAAAGUUCUGUCUGUGACAGAAAAAGUUGUCUAUAAGGAGAGCAGUGAAAAUCCAGGAAAAACUAUGGUGCUGAGAACUGCCGUCUUCGAUUCCCAAGUGUCUGGAUUCAGCAGAGCUAUCUGUGCAUUUGGAUACGAGAGAUUCAAGAAAAACUGUUCUAAAAUGGUUAGUGGAUUUGAGUAUGUUUUAGCUGGGAUGUUCCCUAACAGUGCACCAGUGAUCACAACAACAACAGUUACAGCGAAACUUAAAGAUGCAGCAAAGAAUGCUUCAGAACUGGCAAAAGCGAAAGCCGCUGCUGCCAAAGUUCCAUUGUAUGUGAAAUUGCACUGAUAAGUUUAAUUAAUAAUAAAAAACAAGGAUGAUUGGUUUAAAUGUAGGAAGAUAAUAGUAUUUUGAAGUAUUUGGAAUUGACAGUUCGAAACCUAACCUGUAAUUUUUUAUACUAUGGCUAAAUCGUUUUGUUAUUUAAUUACAAGCCUAUCUGUGAAUAUUGAAUAAGAUUUUAAAACAGUGUUUAAUCAUUAUAGAAAAGGAUUUUUGCAUUUUUUUUAUUGGGCGGUUCAAAGUUGUGGAUAUAUUUGUGUAGACAGAAUGCUAUCAUAAUUAUUUUCUUUGUUAUAACAUUUUCUUUUUUGGAAAAUUGAUUAUAUGAAGAAAGUAUAUUUGGAUGCUGGCAAAUUUUGAAUUCAAUAAAAAGUUGGUCAAUUGAGAAAUUUCAUAUUUACCUCUCUUUUCUCUAAGUGUCAAAUAAUUUGAAUUCCCGUAUAAAUCAUUCCUCUCUUCCAGUGCAAUUUCGUGGAAUAAUAUUUCCAAGUAUUUGUAAAUAGAUGACAUCGAUUAGCAUAUAAUUUUUAGUAUGUUGUAGAUAUCGUAAGGCUGAUUAUAUUGACGUAGAAAAAUAAAUAAUCAUUUUUA